Paramuricea clavata is the source of this 18501-nucleotide messenger RNA. NCBI's taxonomy places the organism in Eukaryota, Metazoa, Cnidaria, Anthozoa, Malacalcyonacea, Plexauridae. The record is from the annotation of a GenBank genome assembly.
UUCAGACAUCUGUAACCGGAAAUUCGAAUAUAUGGUGAAAUACGUAUCUUUCCCUCACGCGGAGAAAUUUAAUAGAAGAAUACAACUCGUGUUCAAAUCACGCCAGAAAUUCACCUAGAAAAGAUUGUCUUGUUUUUGUAAAAGGUAUAUUAUUAUUUUCUAUACAUUGCUCUAUAUUUCUUCGCUUUAUCUACGCUAUCACAAGGAUGUUUUAGUGUAUAUGGCUCAAAAAAAUAUCUCCGAAAACAUGUAUUACAGUGGUAAUAGAUUGUAGAGUACAUUAAAUAAACCGCUCUAGGUUUUCCGUUUUGUAGUAUCUUUUAGUAAGAUCUGUUUUAUUUUAGUCUGUAUAACAAAGCAAAGUAUACAAGAAUGAUCUAUCCUUCAUAUAUAUAAGGAUUAAGUUUCUUACCCAGCUUAAAAUAGGGAGAUCAUUUUAUCUAUUUGCGUCUUGGGUUUGGUCCAUUUAACUAUUUUUCUCACUUUUUGCUAUAUAAUCUUAAAUUUGUGGUUUCCAAUAUAGACGUAUUUAAGUAUUGGUAUUUCGGGGUUUAGGUGAAACCCAGAUCGAGUGUUUUUGAGGAGUGGUACGUUUUUGAUAUCACAGCACUCAGUGAAAUAUCUAAAUUUCUGGCUAUAUAUUUAUUGUGUUGAGUGUUGACUUGUUAUAUUGUAAACUAAACAGCUGAAGUGAAGAUCUGUUUGUAUUUUCAGUCAGCUGGAAUUCUGCUUAAUAUCUUCUCAAAUAACAUGUUUGUUGAAUAUUAACCCAUUUAAGUUACAUUGCAUCCCAAUGUGCCCUAUUUUUAAUAUUGUUUUGCUCUGUUUAACGCCAGAUGGAGAGUGCUGGCCAGCGCUCAAUGGGUUAAAUUUAAGUUCACUUGAAGUUCAAAUAUUAUUAUAAAGUUUCAUCAGAUUUGGUUUUCUGAUGUCAAACCUGUGGAUACAAACCCGGGACAACCAGUGAGCUCCAUACACUGUAUAUCUGGAGUGAUAACUUGAGUCCAACAUGAGGGAAAUUGAUGUCAUUCCAGUCCCUUUGUAUUGUUUUUGUCGAGGUUUUUGUCUGUGCGGUUCACACGAAGCUGGCAAGGAGUGUGCCAAAAUUUCAUAUUUUGACAUCAAUUUAAAGAAUAAUACUAUGGUUUGAUAAAAUGAUCAUUUGUUUAGCGACACAGUUGUUUACAACCUUCAUAUAGCUGUUGGACGUCAAUUUCCUCCAUCUUGGCUCAGGGCGCGAAAUAAUGGCUAGAGGGUCGCCAGUCAAGGUGACUGGCCAAUUCAAUUUUUGCUCGGACAUACCGAAUUUCUGGCAGGUCAAAUUAUUCAGCCUAAAGCAAAGCCUAGUAAAGUAUACCCCUAAAAAUGUGACUAUUUUCCCAGCAUAGCAUUGCAAAAAACCUUACUGUAAUCAGUAAUUUUAAAACGUCCUUCACAUAAAACAGCUUGCACUGCGCUAAAAGCAUGGCCUUAACUCAUGGCCAUUGGCUUUGUGACGCACUGUGUGAGAAAGCUGCCGUAGCUACAUUCGGAAAUUCUUUUCUCGCAAAAUAUUCAACAAUAUGUUAUGGUUCUUAUUUAUGAUAUACUUGACAACUUUAUUUUGAUUAUUAAUUAAAAUGAAGAUUAGUUUGUUCUUUUACCGAAAGUGAGCGGUCAAAAUGACCGGCAAGGUAAGAAUUUGACCUGACAACUCCGCAUUCUGGCCGGACAUUGUCCGUUGACCGGCCGUUAUUUUGCGCCCUGUGGCUGAAUGACUGAAGUUCUUAGUUGGCUGAAUAACUGAAGUUCUCUAAUUUGUAUUUAUGGAAAGGAGAUUUGUCAUGACAUUUUAUGUAAAUCGCUUUUGGUUAUGGCUAUUCAUUUGACUUCAAAACUUGACAUGGAAUUGGCAAUUCUAUCGGCAAUUAUUUUCAUUGUUUUGUAUCUGGUUUAUAUGUUAGUUGGUGAAGGAUUUUGUUGUACUGCCUUUUUACUUUUGAUAAUUUGCUUGACAGAAUUUACAAUCAUGUUAUAAAACUCAAAACUGCAUAUAUUUUAUAUGCCAUCCCGAAAUAACCUUAAAAAAUCUUUUUGCCACUUCUUUUUCAGUUCCCUUGGGGGGUUGACAGUUUUAUUUGUCCAUUCCCAUGGCAGGGAGGGUGAAUUAAGACUCGGGAUCAUAAUAGGUGCAUUACAAUAUUGAUUACAGUAUAUAUAAAUGUCUAGGAAGCACUUGUAAAAAAAACAGAUUUUACCCUGUGAUUGCACUUCUUCCAGGAUUCCUUUGACCACUUCUUGUCUACCUUAUUGCAAAACAGUCAAUGUUUUUUUCCAAAUGUGGAUCAUGUGAUAACCUCUCCCCUAUUGUAGAAAAAAACAUCUGUCCUCUAUCAUAGAAAGUGUCUAUGAUUGCAGGAUGGAAUCUCUCAUACAAUAAUCCUGAAGACAAAGCCUGGCCAGUCUUCAGACACAUACAGUAUAACCCAUUAAGUUGCAUUGCACCGGCCCUACUUUGUUAUUUUACUCUGUCUAAUGCUAGGCGAUUUUACUUGUCAAGGGGACUGGCGCUCAUUGGGUUAAUCAGACUAGACAUACAUUAACCCAUUAAGUUGUGUUGUGCUUUUUUAUUUUACUCUGUCAAAACUCAAAAGCCAGAUGAUCUUAAUUGUGUCAAGGGGAGAGCAACAGCGCUCAAUUUGUUAAACACCAAAAGAAAAGUUCUGAUAGAGUAGUAAGGUUCUGGCUAAAAGCAAGUUACUUCCUAGAAUAUCACUUUUAAUUUGUCUUCUGUCUUUGAUAUUGGUUUUAUCUGUAAAGAAAGAGCAGCAUGGGAAAUUGUAGCCUGCAUGCUGCUUCAACCUGAAAUGUUGUAUUUAGUAAAUUCGGGUUGAGGCUGCACACAGGCUAGGGAAAUUGCACCAUACUUAGUCUUAUCUCUGUGGGCUGUUCUUAUGGUAGUUUCAUUUCGGCACUCUUGGGGAGCACUGUUGUACAGCUUGUCUAGAUUUGUAAAGUGUCUAAUGUCUUCUUUAAAUUACCAUACCUGUUGUUCUUUGACUUGAUUGAAAAACAAAUUGCAUCACAUGAAUAUAUAUUCAAUGUCUAUCUAAACAGUCUCUUAUUGAAGAUCUUUUAAAGAACUUUGUAUAGUAGUUGGCUUAUAAAACGUUUUCCUGAAUUUUUUUGCUCCCAUACUAAAUUGGGAGUCUCUUAUUGCUCAUAAGGCAUCUUUUUUUUCUUAAUUUGGCAUUUUUCACACCUCUCAAAACUAUUUUCAUGUAUCUUUUAACCAUAUGCUAGUCCUUCCGUCCAGGCCUUGAAUUUCCCUGAAAUCAAUCGACGGCAAUGCCAAUGGCGUUAAAAAUUGCCGUAGAACGUAACAGCUGUCUAGGGCACUUCUGGCAGUUUCCACGGCAUUUUUUCAAAUUACUGUAAUAAAAAUUUUAUUUUAUUUUUACUUUGGAUUGUUGACAAGCUAGAAACAUGUUUACGUAUUUUUCUUUUAUAGUGUUUUUUUUCGAAGAAAACUGAGACUAAAAUAGUAAUUUACGCAUGAUUUGAUCAACAUCUGAAUUCAAGUAUAUCAAAAUAGUAAUGCAUGCACAGUGAAUAGUAUAAAAAUUACACUAUACGGCAAAAAAUUGCCGUUGUUGCCGCAGUGAUCCACGGUAUUCUGUUCUCACUCUACUGCAAUUGCCGCGAUAAAAUUCGAGCCCUGCCUUCCACAGAGGAUUCUCUCCAACAUCCUUUUAUGUCUUUUGAUCCAGAUAGAAAACGCAUCCCUCUUUAUCUGUAAUCACAGUUUAAGAGGAGAUUUUUUUGUAUGUUACGUAACACGCGCUCAAAACUAAUGCAUAUAGGUUAUGACUAAAUUCAAUUUUUUUUAUUUUUCAAUACGUUUCUCAAUCGGCAAACAAACUUAAAAAAUAUGUUUAGUGCUUUAUCUGUAAAAUAAUGCUAAAAUGAAGAGAUUUUAGAUGGUACGCCAAAGAGAAAAUGAUGUCUGAAGUUCAGUAAGUUUUGCUUAUAUGGCUAAUAUGGCGUCAAUUUUAAAGCAUCAUUGAUAAUUGUAUUUUAAUUGACAAUUUUUAACUAUUAUUUUAUGGUUUUCAACCGGCAGAUGCAUUUAAAAAGGUAGCUAACUCUAUAAACUAGAGAAUAAAGCUAAAACAAAGUAGCCUAAUUUUGAGAGGAACGCCAAAAAGAUUUUAGGUUUUGAACACUUUUCAUUGCAAAUACGUGACAUUGAAAAAAAUUGCCUCUUACUGUCGUUCCAAUUGAAGUGUUGCUCAAAUAUUAUUCAAUACAUUACCUCGGGCUGACCAAUUCAUUUGAUCAAGUUCCUCGAGAUAUUCAUACACUUCCUGUGAAAGAGCCAAUUCCAAGUAUUUGAUCAUUUCUGGUCACUUCCUUUCUAUUUAUAAUUGGUUAGUUGCACAAACAACAAAGGUGAUUGGUGCAUUCAAACUAUUCAACAGGAAGUUUACAAUUAUACUAGGAAGUGUAUGAAUAUCUCGAGGAACUUGAUCAAAUGAAUUGGUCAGCCCGAGGUAAUGUAUUGAAUCAAUAUUUGAGCAACACUUCAAUUGGAACGACAGUAAUCUCUAAUGACUUUGUUUGUUUUUUUUCUAUUAUCUUUGCAGUUCUUUACAUUGUUCCUCUUCGUUAUCUGGGGGUUUAGGUUUCAGUCCUUUAUUGUUCCUUUCUUGCUAUUUUCUCAAUACCUGUUGUUUCUUUAUUUUCGUGUCAGUUCUUGAAGUCUGAUCUUUUUAUCCCAGAUUCCAUUGUUCCCCUCUCCAGGUUUUUUUAUUUAUCCAAGACCACGUUUUUCUGCAUUUCUCUGCUCCUAUAUCAGCAACUUUCUUAUUCUUGCCACGACCUACAGUCCUACACUAACACAGACCUGCUGAGGUGUGCACACCUUAAACACCUUGUUUUCUAAGUUUUUCCACUACUCCUCCACAUAUACUGUACUGUAGGAGCAGGGUUAGGGUGAUCGGAAAAAAUUGGGUGAUUUUCUCUAAAUCUUAACCCUGACCCCCAGUGGUGUGACAAACUCAAUAAUUGGGGGGGGGUCAAUAUUCAUAUAUUCGUGUUCACAGACCUUAAAAACAAUGUUCAAAAAUUUUGUGCGUAUUGGACGUAUGCUUUAUACGAUAAGCAUACUCUAGGCACACGCUAAAUACGCUAGAGGUACGCCAGGUUUACGGUACUCAUACGCUGGCAUUUCAAAGGAUUUUUGUGCGUAUGAAAAUUAUUUCGUUAAUUUUCAUACGCUUCUCAUACGUUUCUCUCAUACGCAAUAGUGUGACAGGGCCUUUAGACUGACUCGAUAGUCUGACUGACAUGCAGCCAUUUCGUUUCUUUGUUGUUUUGGUCAACUGUUGGACCAACAUGUUGGGUGGUGUUGGACUGGUUUUGAAUGGGUCUGACGCGAUUCGACAACGCGACGCGAUUUUUCGAUUUUCACUGACCGAUAACUUUGAUCCUAGUUUAAAUUUUCCAAAUAUUUAGAAGCGCUAUAACAUUUUGAGUUAUUUGGUCUACAUAUCUCUCAAAAUUUGCUCCCAUUGGCUGUUUUAUUAACUUUCAAAAACUAAAAAAUCGCGUCGCGUUGCCGAAUCGCGCCUGGUGUGUCUGGACCUUUAUGCUGGUUUCAGUGCUGAGUGGAAGAUUUUUAUUUAGAUAGUUGUAUGAAUCAAAAGAAUCCCAAACCAACUCUUGGAGGACAGCGGAUCAAGACCCGCAAAAGAGGUGAAGUCGAUAACUUCCUUAAACAAUAGUUUUAUGUCAGUGUUAUAUAUUUUUAAUUUUGUAAUAUAUUUUUGAUGAAUAAAUAAAUAUUAACAUCUUACUUACGUUUAGACGAAAAAGAAAAAUACGAUCCCUUAGGUUUUCGUGAUUCUGUUAUUACUGGCCUAGAAAAAUCUGGAAAUGAUUUUGAAAAUGUGAGUAAAAAUUCCACACCAAAUUAUUUUGUGCAUAUUUAUAUGACACAUUGCGGAUUUGCCCAUUGAUUUUGUUUGUAAAUAAACACUGCAUGUAAGGACCUUUGGGAAUUGGCUUCCAGGUUUUGAAGAUCUCGUCUUGGCCUACACGUGCACCAAAUUUCUUGAAACUUUGAUAGCUUGUGCAAGACAGUCCAUAUUUUGACUCAGUGUGUGUGCAAGGCCUUUUUUUUUGGGGGGGGGGGGUAGUAACAGUUUUCUGGCUACUCCAAAAACGCUCGCAUUUUAGUGCUAGAUGUACCAGAGAACGUUAAAGUACAUAGGCUUACUGAAAGUUUUCGCAAAUGUCGCGCGCAUCUGACUUUGGUGAACUUUUUCCAACUGUAGUUUUUUUAUACACCCUGUAUAUGGGCAUGGGUGGCAACCACUGAAAAGAUGUAUUAUCAUAUAUACAGAUAUAUUGAACUGUCAGGCAUGUUUUCAAUUUACUUGUCUUUGUUAUUCAUUGUACUGUGUUAUAUUUCUUCACAGGUAUCGGCAUUCUUAGACAAUCCCGGAAACAAACUGAAUUACCAUGCCUAUGGUGAACAAUUGUUUGAAAUCCUCAUUGCUGGUGGAUUAUUAGGUGACUAUUUAUUUUCCAAGAUAUUCAGAGAAACUUGACCAUUAUUGAUUAGCUGCUUACUAUUUCAUACAGAUGUACAAUUUCUGAUCGGUUGAAGAAGCCUGCCGUCUUCUAAUCUCUCAAAUUACACUACCUGUGAUGGGAAUGCUUACUGCUUUAUAUAUGUAGCAUACUAUACAUGCUUACUUGAACUUGAUAUUUUAAGACUUUAUGAGCCAUUCCUUGAUUGGCAUUAAGCGUGAGUGAAAGUACGAUUUUCUACUUUUUUCUAAACACAUUUUUUCGUUACAAAGCCCCUGGUGGCAGUAUUAUUUUAGAAGGUGAAAAGCCCAAAACUUCAAUAUGUGUGUUUGAAGCAAAUGAAGACAGUGCGACUCUCAGGUCUUAUGUUCAGGUAAGGAUCUUUCAAGUUAAAAAACAUAUUCGAUAAUUCAUACAGGAAAGAAAAACUGGCCUGGCGUGAAUAAAUACGAAUCUGCACUAUAUUUAAAGGGACCUACUGUAUUAAGUUUUCAAGUUUGGCUUUGUUUUUCUAGUUGUAUCAAAAGCUUAUUCGAAGGUUCAAAUACCUUCAGAGAUCAUUUGACGAGGUCUUGGAUAAGGUGGGUAUAUACUGUUUGCUGUGUUUGUGGUUGGAUGUAAGCCUCGGUUAAACGAGGAGGGGGUUGAUGAGUGUUGGUAGUCACGCAUUGUUUCGGGGAUAUUUUAAGCUCUAGAUUAACAAAAUAAAGGUUUGUAAGUGUUCCAACUAUGUUUUAACAUAUAUUUGCUGUGUUGGUGUGGUGUACUCAGGUGAAUAAGAUGCUUGUGAUGUUACUUGUGAUGUUAUGAGUGUAUAUCCACACCGGGCAGGCUUGAAAAAUAUGCCUGGCCACGGUGGGAAUCGAACCUACGACCUUUGGAAUAUACCGGGUGGCGCAAAAAAAAGUACAACUGUUUGAUUACUUGUAACUCAGAAACAAUAAGCAGUAGAACCAUAAAUCGAGUUUAACUGCAUCCAGCGAUAUCUAACUUAAAUUUUGGUAUAUUUGACAGGCAUAUUCGUCCAAGAUUAACUGAGAUAUAAGAGUUUAAACUUUUGUUAACAAUUUUGAAACGGUCACAAAUUAGCUAAAAAUCAGUUUCAUAGGCCGUUUUUAGCUAAUUUGUGACCGUUUCAAAUUUGCUAACAAAAGUUUAAACACUCAUAUCUCAGUCAAUCUUGGACGAAAAUGCCUGUCGAGUAUACCAAAAUUUAAGUUAGACAUCGCUGGAUGCAAUGAAACUCGAUGUUGGGUUCUACUGCUUAUGGUCUUUGAGCUAUAUGUAAUCAAACAGUUAUACUUUUUUUUGCGCCACCCGGUAUUAUUAUAUUAUUACAGGGCGCGAAAUAACGGCUGGGGGGACGCCGGUCAAGGUGACCGGCCAACUCAAUUUUAGUUUGGACAUACCGUAUUUCUGGCCGGUCGUAUUAUUCAGCUUAAAGCAAAGCCUAGUAAAGUAUACCCCUAAAAAUGACUAUUUUCCCAGUAUAGCAUUACAAAAAGCCUUACUGUAAUCAGUAAUUAAAAACUCCUUCACAUAAAACAACUUGCACUGCGCUAAAACAAUGGCCUUAAUUAACUCUUAAGCCAAAAGCAUGGCCAUGGGCUUUGUGACGUACUGCGUGGGAAAGCUGGCGUACAUUGAAGUUCUUUUCCCGCAAGAUAUUGGAUAACAUGUUAUGGUUCUUAAUUAUAAUGCUUGACAACUUUGUUUUGAUUAUUAAUUCAAAUGAAGAUUAGUUGUUUGUUCUUUUACCAAAAGUAACCGGUCAAAAUGACCGACAAGGUAAGAAUUUCACCGGACAAUUCCGCAUUCUGGCCGGACAUUGUCCGUUGACCGGCCGUUAUUUCGCGCCCUGUAUUAUUAGAUUACACUGAUAUCGAAGGAACUAGACUCAGUUCCGAAAUAUCGCAUACUCGAACCGACCUGACCGCGUAGCUCAGUUGGCAGAGCAUUGGGCUAGUAUUCCAAAGGUCGUAGGUUGGAUUCCCACCGUGGCCAGGCAUAUUUUUCAAGCCUGCCCGGUGUGGAUAUACACUCAGAGUAACAUCACAAGCAUCACAUGUUUUAACAUAAUAUAUAGAAGACAGAAGACAUGAUAGUGUUGGAAAAGCAAUAAAAACAGCUAACCAAGGUUGCGUAACUGCCAUGCACUCUCACCUCCUUUCAUCCGCGCUGAAAGUUGUUACCAAGUUGUUUGAUAUUUCUUUAAUAUGAUGUUGACAGAUAAUCGUUUUCAUGAAAGGUUUUACUGAGGAACAGCGUAUGAAACUUGCAACAGUUUACGCUAUGAUUCUUGCAAAUAGUAAGUUCCUUAACAAAUCUAUUGAGUUAUCUUGUAUACAAAUAAUUUAAAAAUAGAAAUCAAAUAAGUUAAUACAAUGUAACAGUCAAUAAGAUGAACAUAACAACAGUAUAGUAUAAUAGUUUGUUACAUGGGGAAUCAUGCACUAAUGACCACGUACAGUACAUGUCUUGUACUCGUGUCCGGGUACUAUUUCCCGAGGAAAAUAAGAAGAAAAAAUAAACAACAUUCAUGCACGCAACAGUGAUUUCAUUAAUACAGUAUUCAUCGAAAUUCGUGUGUGUUUUAUCCAGUCAACUCAAUUUAUUUUACUUUACCAUGAAGUUCACUGGUUUUAUCAAAGACGCUCUUUUUGCACCAAAUAAUCUAUUUUUUAUUUUUUUAUUCAAAUAAUUCAAUAGAAUUUUAAUGAAGAACUUUUUAUUAAUAAAAGUUCUGUUCAUUAAAAUUCUAUUGAAUUAUUUGAAUAAAAAAAUAAAAAAGUCCGAAGACCAUAAUGAAACUGGAACCAAACAAUAUUUUUUCUAAGCCCAAGUUAAGUAAGAUUUGUCUUCUGCUAUUGUGUAGGUAUGACGCAAGGAACCUUCUUAUCAAAACUUAGAAAUGAACAUUUGGUUAAAGAAGGUAAAGUUGUUCUGUCACGAUAUCAAAAAGAAGAAGAGCACUUCGACAUGCCAUGAGAAGUCUGUUCUUCCAUAGGAUAGACACCAGAUGUGCCUUGCAUGUGACAAUUAUGUUGCUGUCUGCUGGGCGAAGAGGAUAACUUGCCCUGCACUCUACCCCCGCCCCCCACACACACACACUUGAUAGGGUCACCUGCUAAAAAUAGGGAUGCCUGCUAAAAAUAGGUACGCUUAGCGUACAUGCGCCCGCUAUCACUACGGUCAAGCAUUAUCUCUUGCAGUGAGCAUUCAUGUCCUUACGUGUGUUAUAAAACAAGAACACAAAGAUGGCGCGAGGGGCACUAGCAGUGAUAUAUGGGCUGUAUUUAUUCACAUUUUUACUGUUUGUUUAUUUACUAUUUACUUUACUAUUUACUGGAAAUAGCUUAUGAAUUUAAGACAAGUUCGACCAAUAAUAACAACAGUGAUGUGGCUAAACAUGUCAGCGUAAACAAGCGCAAUUCGAUGCCUCGUGCAAUAUGAUCGAACCAUUUAUUGGCAUUUCCGGUGAAUCCCAAGCUAAGAGUGAGUUGAACAGAUAUCCUUUUUGGAUUUGAUCUAGUUCAGGGUUCCAUACAGGCCUUAAAAUAUAUUUUACAGGGCCGUCUGACAAAAUGUCCGUUAAGUUUGGGUCAGACAUAUGUAUGAUGAUGUCCGAUGACCUUCAGUUCAGUUUGGCUCGGAAAUAAGACUGCAUGACACAAAUUAAUAUCAGCACAAUUUAUUAAUUCUGAACGGUAAAUGUUAUGAAUGUAUUAAAUAAUUUGUGUCAUUGUUCAUAAUUAUUUCCAAGCCAAAGUUAACAUGCUUGCCAAUAACAGCAGUUUCACAACUUCCACUUCAAAUUUCCACUUCGCUCGCCGCCUUAUGCUCAAUUACAUUAAAACAACAUCAGAGAAAUGUAUAAAAGUAUACAUUUCUCUGAUUCUCCAUUUAAUACACGAGCCUCUAGUCCUGGACUAUGGUACAUUUUGAUUUACGUCGGACAAACAAUAAACCUCAGUUUCACUUAGGUCGGACAGAAUGUCCGGUGGUUUCCUCUCUACGUCGGACAAAUUGCUGCUGUCUGAAGCAUAUAUGACAGCGACCCCAGGGAAAAGGUUUCCCAAGCUGCCUGACUCUGCAGUAUUGUAUUGCAGAUAUUUAAAAUAAAUAUUUUCUUUACAGGUAUAUCUCUUCAGUUCAUAACAAGAUUAUUUCAAGCGUGGUUGAAAGAGAAAAAAGAUGCAGCAAGUAUUAUUAGUACUUUGAAAAAGAAUGAAAUGGAUGAUAAGUUAUUGGUUAGUAAAUAGUAUACUAGGACACUGAAACAAUUUGAAUUUUCAGUUCUUUUAAUAAAUAUACAGUGACAAGGGGGGGGGGGGUGUAGCGACUUCCCCCGCCAAUGUUUUUCAGAGUGUAGUUUUAGAUACGUUCAAUGCGGACGAAUUGAACGUGUUGGGUUCAUACUGUUAAAAAAUGAUGUAUUAAGAACUUUACAUUUUUCCCCAAGUGCAUUCGCAGGAAACGCCGUUUCAGAGACCUAAAAUUCAUUUUCCCCCAGGGGAUCAUGCUGCCGGACCCCCUAUAAUUGUGACGUCACAAAUUUUAAAGUCCCCCCCCCAAAAAAAAAGUCCUGGCGGCGUGGGGUUCGAGUCCUACAAUACUUUACAUGUAUUUAAAUUCGCGUGGUAUUAGAAUAGACUAUUUUCGAAUUACGCUCUAGUUGACAAGUGCAAUAACGGGGCUUAGUGCUACGAACGAAGCCUCGUUCUCAGGUCGACCGUAAUUCGGAAAUGCCUUUUCGCGUAGACCAUGCUGUAGGACGCGAAAUUAAAACUGAGUGAAAAAAUAACUGAUAUUCUAUACUAACUAAUAACCAUAUAAUUUUCUAGGAUUUUUUCCCUCCCAAUAAAAGAACAAAUGAGCAAUUUGAAAAGCACUUUGUUGCAGCUGGUCUGCCAAAGCUGGUCGAAUUUCAGGUGACGGUUUGAGAUUUUUUCUUCAUUGAUGUUGUAUUAGAAAGGCAGUAAGGUUUCAUUGUGUUGUGUAUUUUAAUUGUUUGUUACAUUUCAUCUGUAUUUCCCACAGAAAGCUCAACAACACGUCGGAUCAAAGAAAGAGUUCCAGUCUCAAUUAUCUGAGAUGAUCGAAGCUAAAAUGCCCUUAAAAGAAGUAAGCUUUUGUCCAUCUUAUACAGCUGAGGUUAUAAAUGAGAAGCAGAUUAGCAAUAAACUUGGAAAUCUUUGUUCAUAAAUCUAUACUGAGAAAAAUAUCGUGUGUGGUCAUGUAUCUGUCUAGAGUUGUAGAAUACAUUCGGCGUUUCUAAAGUUGUAAUAUACAUUCGGCACUAGAGUUAUAGGCUACAUUCGGCGAGUUUGUAAUAUAUUAAGAGGAGAUUUUCAAAUCGCCUAUUUUUUCGCAAAAACGCUCAAAUCAAUGCGACCAGGCACAGUCCAGGAUUAUUACAGAUGUCAAACCAAGUGUAUGUCAAACAUGAUUUGCAGAAAGCGUAGUGUGGCAAUCUUGCAUUAUAAUGAUUCAUCCACACUCAGCCAUUUUCGUUGUAUUAAAGAAAAUAUUUCUUUGUGUAGAUCAUAGCAAACUGCAUUGAACAGAAGGGAAAAGGUAGUACCUUGACAGAAGAACAAGUAAUAGUUCUGGUAAGAAAAUUGAUCAAAUGCAGAUUUCCCAAAAGGGCGCUCUGAUUUCUUAAUUAAUUUCGCCAGCAAAUGCCAAGUAUUCAAGCAGAAAUUACACGUGCAUUAGUUGCGCAUGCAUUAGUUGCGCAUGCAUUAGUUGCGCAAUCAGUUCUAAGUAUUCAGGCCGGAAAAGCACGACAAACGUUUGUAUACAUUUCUCGUCCAAUUGUCAUAGAAAAUGAGCCAAAAUUUUAUCGAACAAACAAACAAACAAACAAACAAACAAACAAACAAACAAACAAACAAACAAACAAACAAACAAACAAACAAACAAACAGACAGACAGACAGACAGACAGACAGACAGACAGACAGACAGACAGACAGACAGACAGACAGACAGACAGACAGACAGACAAGCCAAAGUGAACACAUAAUCUUCUGUGGCUUGUUGUUCAAAGCUGGAUUAGCGCUAAGCCGCUAAUCUUGGGUUAAAAUUUAACACGCUGUUUUGGUUUGUGUAAUUUCUGCAUGUUAGUUUGUUUCGAAACUUUUAAAAAUAAAAUUUCUUUUGAUCCAGAUAUGAUUUCUGGAAAAAAUAUCGCCAAGAUGGAUUAUAAGCAAACUAUUGGAUAGUUAAAGGCACAGUUCAGACUAAAAAAACUAACUAGGAAAAUCAAUUAAGCAUAAUUCAAGAUUAGCAAACUUAAUGUUUUUAAUAUUUUAAAACAUUUUUAUUGUUUAUUGUUAAAAACAUUGAGUUUACUGAUCUUGAAUUAUGUAUAGUUGAUUUUCCUAGUUAGUUUUUUCAAUUAAAAGGGCUGAAAUGCGCCUUAAAAACCAUCAUUCAAAAGGCUGAACUGUGCCUUAAACAAAUAUAAAACAUUUUCCGUGUUGAUAUACAGUUGUAUCAACACGAGUGGAAAUUGCAUGGGAAAACGAGAAAUUGUAUGGAAACACGAUGCCCGGAGGGCGGAGUGUUUUCACACAAUUUCGAGUUUUCCCAAUUUCCACUCGUAUUGAUAUUUAACAAUUAUUCGCCGAAGGCGAGGUGAUUAUCGGGGAAUAUUCGCCGAGACGAGUCACCGAGCAUGAGGCGAAUAAUUGUUUUAGUAUUUUUACUCAAGCUUUUGUGUUUUUUGAGACUGAAUUUAUUUUAAUUUCGUUUAUUUCUUUGUCAGUAAACUUCCACAAAACAGGUAGCCGCCAUUUUGAAAAUUUCUGUUUUGUUAUAUUCACCUGUAGGUGUAUAUAACAAAACUGUAGGUGAAUAUAACAGCUUAUUACGUCAAAUUUGACUAAUCAACGUGUAGGAUUUGUUAUGUUCACUUGUGCAAAAAUACUAAAACUGUAUGUCAAUACAGAAAAAUGUUUUAUAUUUUUUAUAAUAUAGCACAAAGAAAUAUAAAGAUAAUUACAAAUUCCUAGAAAUUUUCCGUGUUGACAUUGAGUUAUGACAACACGGCUCUUAGCCAAUAAGUUUUCUGAAUUUACAAAUGCUAUAUUAUAAAUAGCUUUGAAGUUCUUUGGUAACCCAGGAUUAAGCUAACCAGUUUUCGAACAACUAGCCCUGGCAGAGAAAAUGAGACAGAAAUCCAUUAUAUACUCUUGUUAGACAUCAAUAUUAUUAUUUAUUUUCUCUCAAGACAUGGAAAGCAGUAAUGUCCUCUGUUGAAUGGAACAAGAAAGAAGAGUUGGUAGCAGAUCAAGCUCUUCGACAUUUAAAGGUAGGUUGGUUUAGGUAUAAUUGAAGGAUUUUGUAGAUGGAAAUUUCAUGUGUAAAUUUAUACAUUUAUUUAUACCUAAACAUGCAGGAGUUGCUGCGAAAAAUGCAACUAUAGGCCCUCUAGCGCGGCCGCUGGUUCGAUUCCUGCCAGAGUGCGGGCGCCUAUAAUCCAUUUUUCGCAGCUGCUCGUGCAUGUGUAAGGUCUAAUUAAAUAUAUAAAUUUACUCUCAAAAUUCAAUCUACAAAAUCCUUCACCAUUAAUGUUCAAUCGAGUGAGAUGCCCAAACUUCCUGAUAUUUAGAUAUGAUUAUCUUUAUUCAGUUGCUUUCUGCCAUAGCUGUUUGUUUAAUAAGAUGUGGCAUGGACGUUUAUUUGACACAGCUUUACCGUAAUCACAAUCUACAACAACAGAACAUUUGACCACAGAGUAGAUAAGACAUACAGAGACGUAACUGACCGUUGUAAACACUGCGGAAGAUUACGUUAUCAUGUACCCACUUUUUUUCAGGCGACCGGGCGAAAAAUGAUCAACUGCGCGUGCUCAGCAAGUUUAAAGUGAGUCGUCAUCAGGUCGUCAUCCAAUCAGAUGCAUGCAUCUAGUAACUUGCCGAGCAUGCGCACAAAAAAAGUGGGUACACUAGUUACGUCUCUGUAUGUCUCUACUCUGUGAUUUGACUUACAUUAUGGAUAAUAAAAUAAAUGGAUAGGACGUGACCUAAUGUUUUCAAUGGGCUGAUGGCGUGGUUGGAUGUUCAAACCUAGUUGCAAACCAAAUUCUCAAAAACGGCAUGUUUACCAAUAAUACAGCUAAACAUUUUAGUCAAAGAGCAAAUAAAUAUAACCACGCCAUUCUACGAUGAAAACUCUAAGUAUUCCCAGUCAAUUUUAGCAAAUAUUUCAAGCACUAAACAGUGAAAAAUACAUCGCAAAUUUCGUUAAAACUUGUGACGCCAAUUUCGUAGCUACAAAUGGAGAAAAAUACAAAACAAAGACGAAAAACAUUUACCUUGAAUACUUUGUCGUGGCUUAGGCAUGUUUUUAAAACAAUUAGACCAGUUUAUGCUUCAAUAUCACCCUUUUAAAGUGGAAAAUAUAGCAAAACAACGAAAAUGCCAAGAACUUUGGUAAUAUUCGCAAUACGCGUGACGUCACGUUUUUCAACAAGGACACAGAAUAGGAAGGUAUAGCAGAAGCGUAACUCAAGCAAGUAUUUGUCCGCGUUUUUACAAGCGAUUCGUCAUCAAUCACGCCAUCCUGGCUAGUACAACCGGCACUUUGUACCUACCAAAACCUGAUAAAAACUUCCGGUUGUACUAGCCAGGAUGGCGUGGAUUGGCGUGAGCGAGUUAAAAUUUUCCUGGACGUAAAACAAUAAGGGAAACGACUAGAGUUACGCUUCUGCUACACCUUCUUAUUCUGUGACAAGGAUGAGGUCAAUGACGUCAGGAAGUUUCCUAUCCAGUUAUUUUACAAUACAUGCUUACAUGUAAAAUUUGGGCACAAUGUCUAAUUUGGGCUAACAUUGCAUCCGCAGGAUAAUAUACAACCCCCGAUUCUUCUUUUCUAAUAGUUUCUGUAGUGUAGAGCUGUGCGCUUCCAAAAAUUUUAUAUCGGUUCCGGUUUUGGUUUUUUUGGAACAAAAAAACCUCGGUUCGGUUUCGCUUAUUUUCAAAAAAAGAAGAACAGUACAAAUGUAUGAACUCAUUUAUGUAUGUUUCGAGCAUUUUUACUAAAUAGAUGAAUUUAUGCCUUUGUAAGUUUUUAUAAAUCUCUGAAUAUUUUAAAAGAACAAUUGGAAUUUAUUUAUGAAGAUGAAAUAUUUCUUAGUUUUUAAAAAAACUUGAAGCAAGUGCACAACAAUAACUAUCACAACUAAAAUAUCAAAUAUUUGACCACUUAGUACAGUGCAUAUUGUGCACAAAGAGCACAAUCUUGUUAUUUUCCAAACAUUUCAACCUGCAAUCAGGUAGGCGUUUGGCGGGCGUUAAACGGGAAAUUAAAACCGAAACUAUAACCGGUUCUUUUGCGUAUAAUUUUUCGGUGCUGAAAAAAGUACCGGAAGAACCGAAUUUUUUCGGUUAAUCGCACAGCUCUACAGUGCAGUGUAAAUUUCUUCCCACGUUUUUCCCUCAACAUAUAUAGAGGAUAUUACACGACGGCGCGAAUAUAUGACUUUCAUCUUGGAGUGGUGAAACACGAGAAGAUAAAAGUCAUAUCUUCAAACUACCGUGUAAUGUUCUGUUUAUUAUAUAGUUCCAGGCAAAAAAUUGUGAAAUUUCACGCUCAAAAGCAAAUUGGAAAAAGUCACGUGAUGAAAAUAUCUCACUGUGUAUUUUUCAGUAUCUCACUCUUUACUAUAUAAUAAUUAGGUAUAUGCUCCAUUGCUCGCUGAAUUUGCUACAACCAACACAUCAGAAUUCAUACUGAUGGUCAAAAUUCAGGUACGUUUAACACUAUGUAAAAUCUUUCAAAUAACUUUCUGGAGCCGGUUGUUCAGAAACUGGGUAAACGCUAACCUUUGAUUAAAAUUUAACCAGUUGUUUCAUUUAUGUAUUUCCGCACGAAUGUUUACUUCAAAACUUUAUAGAAGAAACCUACUCAAUCCAGGCAAGAUUUCUGAAGACAUAUUUCCAAAUUUUUCAACAAGCUGUUUGGAAGUUUUCUUUGAGUUUUAGGUUAACGUAGGGUUGGAACAACUGGCCCCGGAAUAAUAUCUUUUAAAAAUUUUAAAUAAUGCUACACCACGAGUAAACUUGGCAGUGUGUAUUGUGACAGUUAGUGAACAGCUAAGAACAACAAAAACACUGAGGAGCUGAUUAGUUUUUCUCUGCACGGACAAUUUGACUACAUAAUAAACUAAACUUCAAAUACCUGAAAUUGUUAAGUUUUAUCAAUGUCCAUGUAAAUGGAGUGUAUGUCCUUAUACACUCGCAAUUUUUCGACAGCUGGUUGCUCUCAAAGAUCUUUGAAAAGUCUUUGAAAAUAGGCAGAAAAAAUCUUUGAAAGUCUUUGAAUUUUUUUUAUCUUGGACACUACGAACACCGCGGAAAAACGUCUGCGCAUGCGUCAACCUUACCUGUAAUAGUAUUGCGAACUUGAUGAGAAUUGAUGAGAAGCUGUUCCGAAUGUUUCCGAAAGCUCAAAAUGGCGGUAAAAAGGAGUGACUUCAUUGUGCGUCUUUACAGCCAGAUUUCGAGCGCAAAAAUAAACAUGUCAUUCUAAAAACUAGGAAUAAAUACAGCCAGAAGGUUCAAGAAAUUGUAUUGUACAAGAACAUGAACUAAAGGUGAUUGUUGACAAAUUUAUCGUCUGAAACAUUUUGUUUAUCAACUAAGCAACGACAAUUUCCGAAUUUUCGUUUGAGAUACAUUUCUUUAAAAAAAACUGUGUCGCCAAAUAUAAAAAAUUUUCGUGUUCACAAUAAUUAAACUUUAGGAUUUAUUCUACAAUUUGAGUGGGUUAAGAAGCUUAACUUUUCGAGAGUUUUCUUAACUUUUUAGUUUGAAUUUUUGUUUUGAAUAAUUUUGCAAAAUUUUUCGAAGUCGUGUCCGUUAAAAUCAACAAUUUUUUACAUGAAUUAUAUUUCAUUCCAUACUUUAAAUGCCAGGACGCUUUCAAUUAAUGUCUAGUCUACCCAUUUGCUAUAUUUUCUCGUUUGUUUUACUAAUUUUGACCAAUUAAUAAGCAUGUUUUUGUUUUAGAAAUUGAUAUUCAAAUUCCCCGCCAUAUUUUCAUAAUUUGGUGCAUGCGCAGACGUUUUUCCGCGGUGUUGACACUACGAACCCUGAGUAUGCCUUCGCGAUUGUGGUGCGCAUGCUCCAGAGCGCCACACUGUAGAACUAUGUCUGGUUUUCUUACCAGUCCAGAACAUAUAUAACGUGUUAACUUCAUGUUUUUUUUUCUGUCAGGAAUAUUGUUACGAUAAUAUGAAUUUUAUGAAAGUAUUUCAAAAAAUAAUCCUUCUCUUGUACAAAAGUAAGUUUUGUAAUUGCACAAUAACAAUGUUAAAUGCCCCAUAUAAUCAGUUAUUAAUGUUGACUUUAAUUAAAUUGAUUCAUGUACUUGUUAGUACUAUUUACAACAUGAGCGGCCGUGUUGUAUCGGAUAUACAAACUCGAACCGAAGGCGAGAGUUUGUAUAUCCGAUACAACACGGACGCGAAUGUUGUAAAUAGCUUAAAAAACGACUCAUCUUAUGAGUUCAUUGGCGAAGUAAUUUUAAAAAUAAACGUUGUCUAAGCCGAGAAAAUCAAAGUUAAAGUUUAUGUAAAUCAACAUGAAUCUGUAUCACGUAUACAGACUCCUUCACACCCAUGAUUUCUUUUGUGUUUUCUUCAUGAGUUAUUAAUGAGUUUUUUAAUAUCAUUAAAAGUUUGUUUGAUGGUUGUGUUUAGCUGAUGUUCUCAGUGAAGAUACCGUAUUGAAAUGGUACAAGGGAGAUCAUGCUGCCAAAGGCAAGAGUGUUUUCUUGGAACAAAUGAAGAAAAUGGUCGAAUGGCUUCAAAGUGCCGAAGAAGGUAAAUAUGUAUUUCGAAUAUUUACUUUCAGGCAACAAACAGAAAAUCUUCAUAUGAAACGGUAGAUUCGUUCUAUGGAUUCAUUUUAGAUUG